AAAAGAGGUAUUGACGAAGAAGAAGAAGACAAUUUGAAUAAUUGUGGUCCAUAUUAUGACAAAAUAGCAACCCCAACCCCAUAAUCUUACGCAUACGGAUCUCACUUAUCACAGAAACAUUCAUGGAAUCUUCUUGCUCCUCAAUUAUAUUCGCAUCUUGUCAUCCGCACGUCUCUGUAAAACUCUCAACCAUAAAUCAUGCGCACUGUACAGUUUUUUGCACACCCACAAACAGGGAAGAGGCUAAAUAAUAUCCAGUGCUGUGCAGUUAUCUCUGCAAGCACUGUAAUAUGUUGGCGUGCAUUUAUAACUGACUGAGUGGCUGCAUUUUCACUGUCUUUAAUUAAAAUGAAGAGAAUUGAAUCAGCUAAUUCACUUAAAGCCUGUUGUGGCUGUAUGUCUCCAGCAUUAAGAAUAGCGUAUGUUUGGGUAACUGCUUCUGGGUUGCCUCGGAAAUUAAAGCCCAAGAAAAAAAUUCCACAAUUGCCCCUUCUCUCUUCAUCGUCAGCUUCAUCAAUAAGAAAGCCCGCGCACCCUGUUGGGUUUCCUAAAGUCUAUUCUGUUCCACAUGGGCCUCGCCCAGAUUAUGAGGUUGAGUUACGGCAGCUACUCGAAUUAGUGCCCAAGAGAAUGAGGAAGACGCUCAGCGAGCAUCCCGAGAUUGGGGAAUUGAUUGAAAUUGUGAUGGAUUUGGGAAGGAGGCCUCUGGCUCGCUUUCCUGGUGGAGAGUGGACCAUUUCUCAGCAUCCUGUAACAUUCCAAGACCUGGAACAUGCAAUUUCAAUGGUGGGUGAUUUUGCAGAUGACAAUCGUGCAGGCAUUGAUCGAUCUUUGCAUCGUAUCAGUGCUAUUAGAAAUCGCAAGGGUUGUAUAAUUGGCCUAACAUGUCGUGUUGGACGGUCAAUGUUUGGGAGUGCAGAGAUGGUACGAGACUUAGUCAAUGAUGGGGGGUCUAUUUUGAUUAUUGGACCUCCAGGUGUUGGGAAGACAACUGUCAUCAGGGAGAUCGCCCGAAUGUCAGCAGAUGACUACAAGAAGCGUGUGAUGAUUAUUGAUACAUCAAAUGAAAUAGCUGGUGAUGGGGACAUACCCCAUGCAGGCAUUGGUCGUGCACGGAGAAUGCAAGUACCAAAUGUUGAUAUGCAGCAUAAAGUCAUGAUUGAAGCAGUUGAGAAUCAUAUGCCCCAAACCAUUAUAAUUGAUGAAAUUGGAACUGAGCUUGAAGCAUUGGCAGCUAGUACAAUUGCUCAGCGUGGGGUACAGUUGGUUGGAACUGCCCAUGGAAUGACUAUUGAAAAUCUAGUAAAGAACCCUUCUCUACAGAUGCUCCUAGGGGGUAUACAGAGUGUUACACUAGGUGAUGAUGAGGCAAAGAGGAGAGGAAUCCAAAAGACUGUACUUGAGAGACAAGGGCCAGCUGCAUUUAUUUAUGCUGUUGAAAUGACAUCAAGAACUGAAUGCAGAGUUCAUCACAGCUUGGAAGAAACUGUCGAUGCCAUUUUAGCAGGGAGAUCUCCCUUAUUUGAGAUCCGCCUGAUGGACAUGAAGGUGGACUAUAUUGGAAAUUCUGCUGUGACAAAAGAACUUGACUUUGUAAAGGACUCUACUGAGAGAAUCUCAGAAUAUUUAAAUUUGGAUUGUGAUCACGAGACAUGUGAUAAGAGUGAUGAUGAUGAAGGACAAUUUGAGCAUGAAAGUAGACAUGGGCUACUUGGGAGGGACAAAGAUUCACCACUUCUCCUAUACACUUAUCAGAUCACAGAAGCUAAUUUGCAACAAGUAAUAGAGGUAAUGGGGCUGGAGGGUGCAAUAAAAGUCACAAAUGAUAUUGGAGCAGCUGAUGCAGUGCUUGCUUUAUAUUCUAAGCUCAAGCAGAAUUCAUGGAUUCGGGGAGUGGCUAAAUAUCGGGGACUACCCAUAUUUGUGAUAAAGACCAACACAAUGGCAAAGAUUGUUAGGGCUAUGCAUACUAUUCUAGGAAUGAAGACUCUGGGCACUAGUUCUCCUUGGCCCUUCAAGCAAUUUCAGAAUGAUAUUGAAAUUUCAGAUGAAGCAGCUAAGAGAAGAACUUCUCGAGAGGAGAUUGAUGCUUUAGAGGAGGCCAGGCUUGCUAUCGAGUACAUUGUAUUUCCAGUAGGGGAGCCAGUGGAACUUCUUCCAAGAUGUCCUAAGAUUAUUGAUAGUCAAAUAAAACUGGUGGAGAGCUAUCAAUUAGUAACAGAAAAAUUGGGUACAGAGUUAGAUCCAAGAUUACAAAUCCUUCCUCCUACCCAGAAGUAAGAAGGAAAUACAUCUGCAUCAGAAAAUAGCAACUGCUACUAAACACUUUCUUCAAGAAUUGGAUAUUUAUCUAAAACUCCAAAUUUUGAAUAUCCAUUUAUUAUAUUCUUCUUGUACUAUUGAGUAUUUAUUGCACAAUCCUGAUUUCUUUGCACUGUAAAAAUUGAUGUUAUUACGUACAUUCUUCUCUAAAAUAAAAUCAGAUAUAGUGAUUACGUUUCCAAAGGAUUGAGUGAGGUUAUAUACCAUGUACAUUAUUGUCUAGUUUUAGGGUUCUUCUAUGUAAAGAGGAGCUUCCAAGAAACAGAAGUUGUUGGCUUAUUGCUUCUCUCCUCUAUCUAGUAUAUGUCUAUGAUUUUAUUACUCGUUCUCAUUUUUUCUUCCUUGGAGUGUCUUGAAGCCUAUUUUAUUAAGGCCAAGGAUGUUCACUGCC
Molecule: messenger RNA, 2713 nt
Organism: Cryptomeria japonica (Japanese cedar)
Lineage: Eukaryota; Viridiplantae; Streptophyta; Pinopsida; Cupressales; Cupressaceae
Product: protein SEEDLING PLASTID DEVELOPMENT 1
Exons: 9
Coding region: 349-2280 (643 amino acids)
Molecular function (GO): ATP hydrolysis activity
Source: RefSeq, a predicted model, not a curated record